AUGCGGCUAAACAGCGCCUCCAUCCGCAGCUUCUCUCCUGUCCUCUUCUUCCUGGUAAUGCCGCCUCAUCGUGGCAAUCGCAAGACGAUCGCAGACUUACUGUGCCAGUUUCCGGGCUGCGGGAGGGCAUUCAAAACUGCCUUUGGCCUCACUCGCCACGUUCAUGCUUAUCAUGACAAUCCAACUCAUGACAACGCAAAUGUGGGCGCCUCCCUCCAUCCACCCAUCGACGCUCCAGCCACAGAUAUUGCGCGGGACAGCCCUAUGCCCGACUGGGAGCCUCUUGCCCGUGCUGCGAGUCCCUCAGAAGCCUCACAAUCGGACGUGGCGUCUCAGAACUCUCCAGGCUGGCGGCGCAUUCAUCACCCGUUUCUCACCGCUCGUCCUUGUGAUGAAGAUGGUGUCUAUCUUCCAGAGGGAGCAAAGCCGCGGCCGCAAUGCGAGUUGGCGCCGGACGAGUGGGAUCCCUAUGAAACCGAGGUCCAAUUUCGGCUGGCGGACUUUGCUUUUCGAAAAGCACAGAUUUCAGGCUCGAAUAUCGACGAGUUAAUGGAAAUUUGGGCCCUCGACAAGCUCAAGUCUGACGAGCUGGCCCCGUUUGCCAAUGCCGAUCAUCUCUACGAAACCAUCGACGCAACGACGCUGGGAGAUGCGCCAUGGAAAUGUCUUGUCACUGAUCCCGUCUCCACCGCCGCCAGUGCUCCCGAAUGGGCCCGGCGUUCAUACGAGAUUUGGUAUCGUGACCCGGAGGUCGUUGUCAAAAACCUCCUUGACAAUCCGGACUUCGAUGGACUCUUUGAUUACUCCGCAUAUGUGUCAGGGGAAACCCUGAUGCCGUCACUUGAUCCCAUCAAGCGCCGCGUCUCCGCUCACGUCUCCGCGUCUCCACUUGCGUCUCUGUGUCUCCACCCGAGUCUCUGUAUUCCUGCACCCUGA
This is a messenger RNA of Mycena indigotica, 936 nucleotides long. RefSeq names its product C2H2-type domain-containing protein. Bases 1 to 936 code for a protein of 311 amino acids. The record is from RefSeq and is a predicted model, not a curated record. Lineage: Eukaryota; Fungi; Basidiomycota; Agaricomycetes; Agaricales; Mycenaceae. The transcript is spliced from 2 exons.